Messenger RNA from Trichomycterus rosablanca, 2303 nucleotides. RefSeq names its product NAD synthetase 1 (gene nadsyn1). Gene Ontology annotation, biological process: NAD+ biosynthetic process. Gene Ontology annotation, molecular function: ATP binding; glutaminase activity; NAD+ synthase (glutamine-hydrolyzing) activity. Gene Ontology annotation, cellular component: cytoplasm. Lineage: Eukaryota; Metazoa; Chordata; Actinopteri; Siluriformes; Trichomycteridae. The transcript is spliced from 21 exons. Bases 1 to 2118 code for a protein of 705 amino acids. The record is from RefSeq and is a predicted model, not a curated record.
AUGGGUCGGAAAGUCACAGUAGCGACUUGUUCUCUUAAUCAGUGGGCUUUAGAUUUCGACGCUCAAGUCAAUAUUAACAAACAUUGUUUUUAUACAGGUAUAGAAAUAGCCAAAUCUAAAGGAGCCAAGUACAGACUGGGACCAGAACUGGAAAUCUGUGGGUAUGGAUGUGCAGAUCACUUCUACGAAUCGGACACACUUCUGCACUGCUUCCAAGUGCUCAAGCAGCUGCUGGAGGCACCAGAGACCCAGGACAUUAUCUGCGAUGUCGGCAUGCCCGUUAUGCAUCACAAUGUUCGCUAUAACUGCAGAGUCCUGUUCCUGAACAAAAAGAUAUUACUGAUCAGACCCAAAAUGCUUUUGGCCAAUUAUGGCAACAACAGGGAAUUUCGUUGGUUUUCUCCUUGGAGUCAACCCAGACACACUGAGGAGUACUUUUUGCCCAGAAUGAUUCAGGAUGUGACUGGACAGGUGACAGUACCGUUUGGGGAUGCAGUUCUCUCAACUGUGGACACAUGUAUAGGAAGUGAGAUCUGUGCUGAGCUGUGGAACCCCAGGAGCCCUCAUGUUGACAUGGGUUUGGACGGUGUCGAGAUUUUUACAAAUUCCUCUGCCAGCUACCACGAGCUACGCAAGGCUGACCACAGGGUCAACUUAGUGAAGUCAGCCACCACAAAGAGUGGAGGGAUCUAUCUGUUUGCUAAUCAGAAAGGUUGUGACGGAGAUCGACUGUACUAUGACGGGUGCUCUAUGAUCGCCAUCAAUGGAGACAUUGUAGCCCAAGGAGCCCAGUUCUCUCUUGAUGACGUGGAGGUCCUUACAGCCACUCUUGAUCUAGAGGAUGUGCGCAGCUACCGAGGAGAAAGAUGUCACCCGCACAUGGAGUAUGAACACAAACCUUAUCAGAGAAUUAAGGUCGAUUUCUCAUUGUCGGACUGCAACAACGUCUUCUUACCCACACAUCAGCCGGUCGACUGGGUCUUUCACACUCCCGAGGAGGAGAUUAGUCUUGGUCCAGCCUGCUGGUUGUGGGACUAUUUAACUCGGAGUGGUCAGGCUGGUUUCCUGCUUCCUCUCAGUGGGGGGGUAGACAGCGCCUCAUCUGCCUGCAUCGUCUACUCCAUGUGCACACUGGUGUGCCAGGCGAUAAAAGAUGGCAAUGUUCAAGUGUUGAAGGAUGUUCAACGGGUGGUGAGUGACCCAUCAUACAGGCCUGAAGACCCACGGGAGCUCUGUGGACGCCUCUUUACCACCUGCUAUAUGGCCAGUGAAAACUCCUCUGAGGGUACCCGUGACCGAGCUAAAGACCUGGCAGCCCAGAUCGGCAGUAAUCAUCUUAACAUCAACAUUGACAUGGCAGUGAAAGGCAUUCUGGGAAUUUUCUCUGUGGUGAUGGGAAAGUGGCCCAAGUUUCGUGCAAAUGGAGGGUGCAACAGGGAAAACCUGGCUCUGCAGAAUGUGCAGGCUCGAGUCAGGAUGGUUUUGGCCUACCUUUUUGCUCAGCUCUGUCUGUGGGCUAAUGGGAAACCUGGUGGACUUCUGGUACUUGGUUCAGCAAAUGUGGAUGAAAGUUUGACUGGCUAUUUUACUAAGUAUGACUGCUCCAGUGCUGAUAUUAACCCUAUCGGAGGAGUCAGUAAGAUGGACCUGAAGCGCUUCCUGCUUUACUGUGCAGAACACUUUCAUCUUACCGCUCUUAAGAGCAUCAUGGCUGCUCCUCCCACUGCAGAACUCGAGCCACUGACUGACGGCCAGGUGUCUCAGACUGACGAGGCCGAUAUGGGAAUGACCUACUCAGAGCUGUCUGUGAUCGGCAAGCUUAGGAAGCUCUCCAAGUGCGGCCCGUACAGCAUGUUCUGCAAGCUCAUUCACUCAUGGAAGGAGAGCUUCUCCCCUUCACAGGUGGCUGUGAAAGUGAAGCACUUCUUCAGGAUGUACUCGGUCAACAGGCACAAGAUGACCACAGUGACACCGUCUUACCAUGCUGAGAGCUACGGUCCGGAUGAUAACCGGUUUGACCUCCGUCCUUUUCUCUACAACACACGCUGGUCCUGGCAGUUCCGUUGCAUCGACCAUGAGGUUUCUCUAAUGGAGGGUGAUUCUACAGACACUAUCUAAUGGCAUUGUCUACUUGGUCAUUUUGGCAUAUACCAAUACUUAUGGCAAAUAUCCUGUACAGUGUAGUAGCUUUUAUUUCUUUGUGCUGAAUUUAUCAGUAUGUAUUACUGUAGUCUGCAUGUACUUCAUAUUUUUAAGAUACCAAAAAAUUAAUAAAUAAACAGGAAGUGUCUGGAAUUUCUUAA